Verticillium nonalfalfae is the source of this 1422-nucleotide messenger RNA. It is a transcript of the gene ABD1, whose product is annotated as mRNA cap guanine-N7 methyltransferase. Gene Ontology annotation, molecular function: mRNA 5'-cap (guanine-N7-)-methyltransferase activity. The coding region runs from base 1 to 1422 and encodes 473 amino acids. Lineage: Eukaryota; Fungi; Ascomycota; Sordariomycetes; Glomerellales; Plectosphaerellaceae. Gene Ontology annotation, biological process: 7-methylguanosine mRNA capping. The transcript has a single exon. The record is from RefSeq and is a predicted model, not a curated record. Gene Ontology annotation, cellular component: nucleus.
AUGGCCGACGAUCGAUACGGCUACGAGGAAAAUCCCCAGCCAUACGACCCCCCCAGAAAACGAAAGGCAGACAACACAGAAGAACUUCCGCAACCUUACAACGCGAAGGAGCUACAGCCCGCUAAACGCCGAGCCAUGUCGCCAAACGAGCACCAACCCCGCAAGCAGAAGCGCCCUGGCGCGCGCGCGCGCAUCUCCGAAGCCGAGCGAGAGGCCAUCCGCCAGCGAGCCCUCGACAGAGAUCGCGCUCUCGAAGCUGCCGCCUCUGCUGCACCUCUCGAACCCCGUCAACGAGGCAUCAACGAUGUCGUGACACAGCAUUACAACAGCGUCCCCGAACGAGGGCGCGAUUGGAGGAGGACCGACAGUAAGAUCAAGGGCCUCCGAUCUUUCAACAAUUGGGUCAAGAGCUGCAUCAUUCAGAAGUUCUCGCCUGACGAGGACUAUACUCCUGCAUCCCGCGAACAAGGGCGCUCGGGCGGCCACGAGCUGCUCGUUCUCGACAUUGGUUGCGGCAAAGGCGGCGACUUGGGCAAGUGGCAACAGGCACCUCAGCCCGUGCAGCUCUACGUUGGUCUUGACCCCGCCGAUGUCAGUAUCGACCAGGCGAGGGAGCGCUAUCGUCAGAUGAGCAGUCGUGGCGGAGGCGGACGUGGUGGCAGGGGUGGCCAUAGGCGGCCCCCUCCCCGCAUCUUCGACUGCCAGUUCCAUGUCAAAGACUGCUACGGCGAAUCCAUUGAGGACAUUGACGUCGUCCGCCAGGUCGGUUUCGAACCCGGCCCGAUCAACCGUCGCGGCUUCGACGUCGUGAGCAUGAUGUUCUGCAUGCACUACGCCUUUGAAAGUGAGGAGAAGGCUCGAACGAUGCUACGCAACGUAGCCGGAGCGCUGAAGAAGGGAGGCCGUCUCGUUGGAUGCAUUCCCAACUCGGACGUUCUGGGGGAGCAUGUACGGAAAUUCAACGAACGAAUGAAGGAGAAGAAGAGGCUGAAGGAAGAGAACCCCGAGCCACCCGCCGAGGCCGAGGACGGUGAAUUGGAGGAGGGUGAGGCUGAGGAGACCGCCGAAUGGGGCAACAGUAUCUACCGUGUCCGAUUUCCCGGCAAGACCCCCGAAGACGGUAUUUUCCGUCCUGCGUUCGGCUGGAAGUACAACUUCUUCCUCGACGAAGCCGUGGAGGAGGUUCCCGAGUACGUCGUGCCGUGGGAGGCGUUCCGUGCUCUGGCCGAAGAUUUCAACCUCGAGCUGCAGUACCAGAAAAACUUCAUGGAUGUCUGGAACAGUGAGAAGGAUGACCCCACGCUCGGUCCAUUGAGUGAGAGGAUGGGUGUGAGGGAGCGCGGCGGCGGUGACCUCCUGGUUUCGCCAGACGAGCAGGAAGCUGCGAGCUUCUAUAUUGCCUUCUGCUUCUACAAGGUCUAG